This is a messenger RNA of Parnassius apollo (apollo), 519 nucleotides long. The record is from the annotation of a GenBank genome assembly. NCBI's taxonomy places the organism in Eukaryota, Metazoa, Arthropoda, Insecta, Lepidoptera, Papilionidae.
UUGGAAACUGAGCAAUUUCUACAAUUUCUCCAUUGUUGUAAAACAAUUGAUACAAUCAAAAUGGCAAACUGGCCAGCAAUUGGUUCAAUAAUCCUGCCAAACCUUGGUGGAUGGGCUAACGGGUUAUACUAUGCUGGACAGAUCCGGAAGGCUGAUAAGAAAGUCUGGUAUGAUGACCUGAAGAAACCUUCCUGGACUCCACCUAAAUGGGUCUUUGGACCGGCUUGGACUGUUUUAUACAGUGGGAUGGGUUAUGCUUCAUAUCUGGUGUGGGAAGACUGUGGUGGAUUUAGUGAGUCGUCGUUACUCCCUCUUUCACUUUACGGUGGCCAACUUUUGCUUAACUGGGCCUGGACUCCAAUAUUCUUUGGAAUGAAGGACUUUAAAUUGGCCUUAAUAGACAUCUCGCUGUUGAACGCUCCCUCAACUACUAUGUAUGGAAGAACAACCCCAAGAUUGAGGAGAUCAAGGACGACAAGGAAAAGUAGAGAUAUCCAAAAUUAUCCUGAGAUAAGUUAG